UUCCAGACACACGCAUCGCAUCUAGGUGUUCAUCACACAUGAUUGUUAAAUUGGACUUGCCAGAUUGGUCAGAUUUAACAAUCAUACGUGAUAAAUACAUACUGCGACUUUUUUGGAAUCGGAAAUUUAGAAUAAUCCAGGAAGUCAAAGAAGACGUGUUUGAGUACCGAGUGAGAAUUUUAAAGCAAUUAAUAUAAAAGUUAUCGACUUUCCACAUCUUAUAAUUACAGUCAUCACACUCGAAAAGGAGACUGACUGUAAGUUCUGUACAGAGCUUAUCGCCAUUAAUCAAGAACCAACUAACACGUGCGAGAUAGUGAGAAGCUUGUUGGAGGUUGGAACGUUUAUAAAAAUCUGUCAUCACAACAAUAGAUGCUCAUGCAUUUACUGUUAUCUCUUGUACAUCCUUUUUACCAAUGAAGGUCAAAAAGAACAAGGCAACUGACUACUACAAAAAACUGACAAAAAGCAAAAAGCAAACACUCCACUUUUUAAAAAGGACAGGACAAUGUAGUGAUGCUAACACUAGCAAGAAUACUUCUAAAAAUUUGGUAGAAGAUGCCAAUGAUAAGCAGAAUGUUCCUGUGGCAGAUUUCACGAAUACUUUAGCAAAAUUGAAGAAUCUCAAACAUCAGACAAAUGAAAAAAUCAACCAAUCUAAUGAGAAGUUGUAUAACUCUGAAGAAAAGAUGGAUAUGAACGACAAUUCUACUCUGAUUACUCCUGUAGAAAGAAAUUUAGGUUCACCUCUUGUAAUUGACAUGCUCUCGGACAGUGUCACUUCAAUAAAUCUGCCACAAAUAUUUGAACAGGAACAAAAGACAGAAUUAAGUGAGGAAAUUACUGACAAUGACAUCCUUGACAUGAGUGAAUUUUUAAGAGGAGAUGCAAGCAUGAUAGGUGCAGGAUCUGUAAAUUUCCAGUACAACACGGAUAUACAAAGACAUUUGAAGCAGUCGACACCUGUGCCAUCGAGUGCGGCUAAAAGUGAUAAAAGCCAAGAUGCUGACAGUGAUGACAGAUUAAGAGACAUAAAUGUAUGUGUUAAUAAUGUAAAUAGUCCUAUCAGAAGUCUUAGGCACAAAGAAUAUGGCAGAGACAGAAGUUCUAGAUCAAUAGAUUUUGAUAGUGAUAUAGAAGCACGUGAUAGUCCUAGGCAUAAAAAUCGCGGUAACUCGCGUCAAUCUACAUGCAAAUGGAAGCCGACGAAGGUUUACUGCAUAAAAGACAUGACCAUUGUUAAAAUGGAAAGUAAAAGUAAAUUCUCCUUCUUUGGCAAGCUGUCGGUAAAAGUGUUGUACGGCGCUGUGAAAAUUUAUGGUUUUAUACUAGAUAAAUCAAGUGGUGCCACAAAAGUGUACUCUCCACGAGGAUACAGUAGUGUUGUUAUAGAAACUAACGAGGAAUUCCCAGAGGAUAGUGUCGACGAUGUAUGGACGGCGCUUGCUCCAGAAGGCAUUACGCGAGAUUCGGAGAGCAAGCUGCAAAUCGACAUAGAUAACGUCCGUCCGGGAGAGGUUGUCCUCGUGCUGCGGAAUUUCGAAAACAAACUGACACUCUUCCUGAAGACAUACUUUGUACACUUCAAUUUGUUCUCGAAUCGUUUUCAGCAGAAUCCCUCCUAUAUCCCGUGGACAGAUCCCAGACGAGCUGAGAUGGUGCUGCAAGCACAUCUAUGUAUUGGACAACAUAAUUGUAAACGAUUGAUCAUUGAGCCCUGCAUCACAAAAGACAUCACAGAGAGGAUGCUAAGUCACAGGUAUGUGAACGAGUGGACGUGCACGCUGAUCGCUGGUGGUAAGAAUGUCGGCAAGUCAACCAGCGUGCGGUGUUUGAUUAAUAGUCUGUUGCGCACGUCGAAGGUGGUUUUGCUGGAUUUGGAUCCCGGACAAGCGGAGUGUACGCCGCCCGGUUGCAUCUCGUACAGCUUGAUCGAGGAGCCAUUAAUGGGGCCAAAUUUCACACAUCUAAAAACACCGGUUUACCAACUGUUCAUCGACGAAGUGAAUAUCAGUCAAUGUAUUACGCGUUACUUGGAGGGUAUUAAGAUGUUAAUCGAGAGAUUAAAGGAGUGCCCCGAGCUAUCCCGUUUGCCCGUCGUAGUGAACACGAUGGGCUUCACGAAGAAUCUUGGUUGGGACAUCAUGAUUUUCACAAUAAAGCUAAUCAGGCCAUCCAUCAUCCUCCAGAUCACGUCAAGGGAAACGAAAAAUAAUUACGGCGACUUUCUCAGUGCGGAAGUUGUAAAUAAACAGGAAUGCUCAUUCACAUUCUACCACGAGAAUUUCGUCGAUUGGAAUAGGCCGUGUGAGCACGAUUUAUGUAUAAUCUACUCUCAGGCGGAGACCGAGCGCAGGCGACCAACUGACGACUCAGCGCAAUGGAAGAGGAAAAUGGAGCCAUAUCAACAACGCGAGCUCGCGAUGAUGUCUUACUUUACCGGUCAGAUAGACGAUAAAAAUCCUCUUUAUUCCAACCAAAUUAACAUGAGGCCUUCACUCAAUAUUUACAAAGCGGUGCCGUAUACAGCGCCCUUUUCUUCCUUAUGCAUUAUACCUCAACGAUCAUCCGGAGUGCCUGCGUCACACGCUUUAAGCGUCAUAAAUGGUAAUAUUGUAGCGCUAUGUGGUAUAGAUUUAACGGAGGAAUCUUCACAGGAGUCUGAGAGCAUCUCUAGUCUCCGAGUACUGACGCAAAGAUCUCCUUUAUGUACAUGCUACGGGUUCGGAAUAAUUAGAGGUGUCGACAUGGAACGACAGGAAGUGUACAUAAACACUCCGUUGCCGAUAUCGAUCAUGCAGCAUGUAAACUGCCUGGCAGGUUGUACACCCGUUCCUCCGGCAUUGUUACAAUUGCAUCAAGGUGCUCCUUAUGUCGGUGGAGACGCAACGUUGCCGACGAGUCGUGAGCCUCGCAGAGGAUACUUUCGCAUGAGAUAUCAAAAUAAACCAAAUAAAUCAUAAUAAAUCAAAUAAACCAGGACAUAUAUUUGACAUGCCUUGGCACAAUUUUUUAUAAAUGGUCAAUUUUUUUGUAAAAUAGAACAAGAACAAAUUACAAAUGUAUUAUACUAGCAGAUGAAUAUUUUAUGUUACAUUUUAAUAAUUACACUAUUUUGUGUUAAAUCAAGCUAUAAAAUCACUACGCAUAACUCAGAGUAAAUGUAGUGUUUGUAAAAGAAGAAAAAGAUGUAAUUAAUAAAACCUAAACUUAAACGA
Solenopsis invicta (red fire ant) is the source of this 3218-nucleotide messenger RNA. RefSeq names its product polynucleotide 5'-hydroxyl-kinase NOL9. Gene Ontology annotation, molecular function: polynucleotide 5'-hydroxyl-kinase activity. Bases 417 to 2963 code for a protein of 848 amino acids. The transcript is spliced from 7 exons. Lineage: Eukaryota; Metazoa; Arthropoda; Insecta; Hymenoptera; Formicidae. Gene Ontology annotation, cellular component: nucleus. Gene Ontology annotation, biological process: cleavage in ITS2 between 5.8S rRNA and LSU-rRNA of tricistronic rRNA transcript (SSU-rRNA, 5.8S rRNA, LSU-rRNA). The record is from RefSeq and is a predicted model, not a curated record.